CUUACUCGACGACCCAUGUACCCCUUGGCCGGCUCUGUACGCUGCGCCAGGGCAGGCGCUUCCAUAAGACGUCUUCACACCUCUCCUUCAAGGUCUUCAUCAGAGCAACAACCCAUCAUGAAUCGAUAUUCCCGGACGGUCACUCAGCCCAAAGCCCAGGGUGCCUCCCAGGCCAUGCUCUACGCUACCGACGGUAUCAACACCGACGAGGAUUUGAACAAACCCAUGGUCGGUGUAGCUAGCAUAUGGUAUGAAGGUAAUCCCUGCAAUGGUCAUCUUUUGGCUCUCGGUCAACGUGUGAAGAAAUCUAUCGCAAAAGCAGGUAUCACAGCCUAUCAAUUCGGAGCUGUCGGUGUUUCUGACGGCAUCAGCAUGGGCACUUUUGGAAUGUCUUACUCUCUUCAAUCACGAGACCUCAUUGCCGAUUCGGUCGAAACUGCUGCUGGAGGUCACUGGCUGGACGGAAUGGUCGUCGUUCCCGGUUGUGACAAAAACAUGCCAGGAACACUCAUGGCUCUCGGCAGAUUGAACCGACCUGGUUUCAUGGUUUAUGGAGGUACCAUUCGUCCUGGUCAUUGCGGAGGUGGUUCUACCGGUCGUCCAGUGGAAAAACUUGACAUCGUCUCUGCUUUCCAAAGUUAUGGAAGAUAUCUACAAGAAGGUCAAACUGAAUCUGCUGAGAAAACUCGAUAUGAGACCGUUCGGAAUGCCUGUCCUGGACCCGGAGCUUGUGGUGGGAUGUAUACAGCCAAUACCAUGGCUUCUGCUACAGAAGCCUUGGGUAUGAGUCUUCCCGGAUCUUCAUCUUUCCCGGCUGAGUACCCUGAAAAAUUGGCAGAGGCAGAUUCGGCGGGAAUGGUGAUGCGAAAUUUGUUGGAGAAGAAUAUUUUACCUAGAGAUAUCAUGACCAGACAAGCUUUUGAGAAUGCCAUGGUAUUGACCAUGGCGUUAGGUGGAUCGACCAACGCCGUCCUUCAUCUCAUAGCCAUAGCUCAUUCUGUCGGUAUAACAUUAACGAUAGACGAUUUCCAAUCUGUUUCUGAUCGUGUACCCUUUUUGGCCGACUUGAAACCCAGUGGGAAAUACGUGAUGGAAGAUGUCAACACUAUCGGUGGUAUACCCUCUGUGAUACAUUAUCUAAUCAAAAUGGGUCUCAUGACGGGAGACGGGUUGACUGUAACUGGGAAAACUUUAGGGGAGAACUGUGAAGAAUGGGUUGCAAAGAAUGGUAGUAAAUGGGAAGGACAAGAGGUUAUCAGACCUGUUGAAAAUCCUAUCAAAGCUACCGGCCAUAUCAGAAUUCUCAGAGGAAACCUAGCUCCAGGAGGUGCAGUAUCCAAGAUCACUGGGAAAGAAGGUCUUCGUUUCGUUGGGAAAUGUCGAGCUUUUGAUGAUGAAGAAUCGUUCUUCCAAGCUGUAGAAAGCGGUUCCAUCAAACAAGGCGAAAAGACAGUGGUCGUUCUACGUUACCUAGGUCCAAAAGGAGGACCAGGUAUGCCAGAGAUGUUGAAACCUACCAGUCUUAUCAUGGGUGCUGGGUUAGGAUAUGAUGUGGCUUGUCUGACGGAUGGACGUUUCAGCGGAGGAUCUCAUGGAUUCGUUGUCGGUCACGUCGUCCCAGAAGCUCAAGUCGGAGGUCCGAUCGCCCUCGUACAAGACGGUGAUAUCAUCAGCAUCGACGCAGUCGCCAACAUACUAUCGGUCGACGUAUCAGACGAAGAAAUGUCACGAAGAAAAUCUCUAUGGAAAGCUCCUCCUCUCAAAGUCACAAAAGGCACUUUAUUCAAAUACGCCAGAAAUGUUACAGAUGCCAGUCACGGUUGUGUGACCGAUGCUUGAUCUAUCCAUCUCCAAAUAAUGCAUCUAUCAAUAUGUACUUGCAAUCUAUGUCUAAAAAACCAAUGACUCCUUACAACCAACAUUGUUCCAAUCAGGAACUCCCAUGAAUCCGGUCAUGCAUUCGCCGCUCGCGCUUUUUCAAUCUCUUC
Messenger RNA from Tremella mesenterica DSM 1558, 1988 nucleotides. RefSeq lists its product as uncharacterized. NCBI's taxonomy places the organism in Eukaryota, Fungi, Basidiomycota, Tremellomycetes, Tremellales, Tremellaceae. Gene Ontology annotation, biological process: branched-chain amino acid biosynthetic process. The transcript is spliced from 8 exons. Gene Ontology annotation, cellular component: mitochondrion. Gene Ontology annotation, molecular function: dihydroxy-acid dehydratase activity. The coding region runs from base 16 to 1839 and encodes 607 amino acids. The record is from RefSeq and is a predicted model, not a curated record.